AAAAGAGGGAGGAAUGAGGAAAAUCAGGAAAAGAGUGAGUCAAGGAGGAGCCCGGGAGCCUAGGAGUGAAAGGGAGCAAACGCAGAGACCGCAGGGGGCCAGGAGGAGAGGAGACAGAGGCUCAGAGACCUGGGAAGACAAGCAGGGUGGGAGGGGGAGCUGUGCAGAAGGCGCCCAGCCCUGCCCUUCCAUCGCGCUCUCUUCCUCACCUGCAUCUCUGACCUCAGCCUCGCCUCCUAGCCUCCUGCCACUUCCUGUACCGCCUCCUGUGCACCAUCUUGUGGCUUUCUCCUCAGCAUUCAGGAAGGGGUUAUGGUGGUCAUCAGUAAGAAAGCCUUCCCAUGCCAAAGGCUUCCUGGUGUGUGGUUGGAGGAGAGAAUGGAAAUCAGGAUUUCUUGCUCACCGUGAGAUACUGGGGAUGAGGUUGCUUUUGGUGACUCAGUUUCCCUCUGCCUCAUGAGUGUGCUUUGGGAGCCUGGGUGUUGGCAUGAUGAUGGGGUUAGAUAGAGCAAGCGUGGAGGCUGGGGUGGGGGGUGAUGUGGAAGGGGAGGAAAUAUGCUUCCCCACAGCCCCUCGCCAGGCUGAAUCUGGUAGAUGAGGAGAUUUGGAGUCUGAUGAGUCCCACAUCCAUUCUGAAUUGGCUGGUGGUUGAAGGGAAGAGGGGUGGGGUAGAUAAGAACUGGGAUUGAGCUCUGUAUAAAAAGUGGGUUUCAGGGAAUGUGGUUUGAUGGUCUUGUGGAGGACAUAGAAAUGUGCUGGUUUCAAAUGUGUUCUCUUGGGUGUGGGGGUGGGAAGCAGGGACAGGAUUUGUCGUGUUUCUAGGCCAGCCCGAUAAUCCCUUAGGAUGACGGCUCUGCUGGGUCCAGUUGCUCAGCAUGGAUUCCUCUGCUCCAUUCCUGCCCUUCUCUGCCCCCUCCCUCUGUCCUAUAUAUCUUCACUUCUCUCCUUUCUCCCCAUGCUGUGUUCUGGGAGAAUGGCCUCAAGUUGGGGCUUGGCUGGGAGAAGUGCAGAGUGAAGGGAUCAGGACUGAAAUGAGUCGGGAGGAGGAUAAGCAAUCAGGAUCUCAGGAAACUUCUAGAUCUUUUUCUAGUUUCAAUUCUGCCCUUAAUCUAUCCCUUCCCUUUCCCAGGGCCUUCUCACAGCCCACCACUGCUCCCUGAAGUUCCCAGUCUCCAUUCUCUAGCACGUGAAAUCCCUAAAGAACAUUCUCUACUUCCUGACCAUGGUUCCCACGGAGAUAGUGAUCCCCUCCUCUUCACCCCCAGGGCAGGUUGUUUCCAUGGGAACUGUCUACCCUGCUAUAGGAGAAGGCUAUGACCUCCCGCAGACCCUCUGACUCCUUUAGUAGCUGAUUUCUUGUCCUCAACCACCGGCCUCCUCCAACAAGCACAAGCCAUGGAUUGAGGCAGAGUACCAGGGCAUCGUCAUGGAGAACGACAACACGGUGCUGCUGAAUCCACCACUCUUUGCCUUGGACAAGGAUGCCCCGCUGCGCUAUGCAGGUGAGAUCUGCGGCUUCCGGCUCCAUGGGUCUGGGGUGCCCUUUGAGGCUGUGAUCCUUGACAAGGCGACAGGAGAGGGGCUGAUCCGGGCCAAGGAGCCUGUGGACUGCGAGGCCCAGAAGGAACACACCUUCACCAUCCAGGCCUACGACUGCGGCGAGGGCCCGGACGGGGCCAACACCAAGAAGUCCCACAAGGCCACUGUGCAUGUGCGGGUCAACGAUGUGAACGAGUUUGCCCCAGUGUUUGUGGAACGGCUGUACCGUGCGGCUGUGACAGAGGGGAAGCUGUACGAUCGCAUCCUGCGUGUGGAAGCCAUUGAUGGUGACUGCUCCCCCCAGUACAGCCAGAUCUGCUACUAUGAGAUUCUCACACCCAACACCCCUUUCCUCAUUGACAAUGACGGGAACAUUGAGAACACAGAGAAGCUGCAGUACAGUGGUGAGAGGCUCUAUAAGUUUACAGUGACGGCUUAUGACUGUGGGAAGAAGCGGGCAGCAGAUGAUGCUGAGGUGGAGAUUCAGGUGAAGCCCACCUGUAAACCCAGCUGGCAAGGCUGGAACAAAAGGAUCGAAUAUGCACCAGGUGCUGGGAGCUUGGCUUUGUUCCCUGGUAUCCGCCUGGAGACCUGUGAUGAACCACUCUGGAACAUUCAGGCCACCAUAGAGCUGCAGACCAGCCAUGUGGCCAAGGGCUGCGACCGUGACAACUACUCAGAGCGGGCGCUGCGGAAACUCUGCGGUGCUGCCACUGGGGAGGUGGAUCUGUUGCCCAUGCCCGGCCCCAAUGCCAACUGGACAGCAGGACUCUCGGUGCACUACAGCCAGGACAGCAGCCUAAUCUACUGGUUCAACGGCACCCAGGCUGUGCAGGUGCCCCUGGGUGGCCCCAGUGGGCUGGGCUCUGGGCCCCAGGACAGCCUCAGUGACCACUUCACCCUGUCCUUCUGGAUGAAGCAUGGCGUAACUCCCAACAAGGGCAAGAAGGAAGAGGAAACCAUCGUAUGUAACACUGUCCAGAAUGAGGACGGCUUCUCUCACUACUCGCUGACUGUCCACGGCUGUAGGAUUGCCUUCCUCUACUGGCCCCUGCUCGAGAGUGCCCGCCCAGUCAAGUUUCUCUGGAAGCUGGAGCAGGUCUGUGAUGAUGAGUGGCACCACUAUGCUCUGAACCUCGAGUUCCCCACAGUCACACUCUACACCGAUGGCAUCUCCUUCGACCCUGCCCUCAUCCAUGACAAUGGCCUCAUCCACCCACCCCGAAGGGAGCCUGCUCUCAUGAUUGGGGCCUGCUGGACUGAAGAGAAGAACAAAGAGAAGGAAAAGGGAGACAACAGUACAGACACCACCCAAGGGGACCCUUUGUCGAUCCACCACUACUUCCAUGGCUACCUGGCUGGUUUCAGCGUGCGCUCAGGUCGCCUGGAGAGCCGCGAGGUCAUCGAGUGCCUCUAUGCAUGUCGGGAGGGGCUGGACUAUAGGGAUUUCGAGAGCCUGGGCAAAGGCAUGAAGGUCCACGUGAACCCCUCACAGUCCCUGCUCACCCUGGAGGGGGAUGAUGUGGAGACCUUCAACCAUGCCCUGCAGCAUGUGGCUUACAUGAACACUCUGCGCUUUGCCACGCCCGGCGUCAGGCCCCUGCGCCUCACCACUGCUGUCAAGUGCUUCAGCGAAGAGUCCUGCGUCUCCAUCCCUGAAGUGGAGGGCUACGUGGUGGUCCUUCAGCCCGAUGCCCCCCAGAUCCUGCUGAGUGGCACUGCUCAUUUUGCCCGCCCAGCUGUGGACUUUGAGGGAACCGAGGGCGUCCCUUUGUUCCCUGAUCUUCAAAUCACCUGUUCCAUUUCUCACCAGGUGGAGGCCAAAAAGGAUGAGAGUUGGCAGGGCACAGUGACAGACACACGCAUGUCGGAUGAGAUUGUGCACAACCUGGAUGGCUGUGAAAUUUCUCUGGUGGGAGAUGACCUGGACCCCGAGCGGGAAAGCCUGCUCCUGGACACAACCUCCCUGCAGCAGCGGGGGCUGGAGCUCACCAACACAUCUGCCUACCUCACCAUUGCUGGGGUGGAGAGCAUCACUGUGUAUGAAGAGAUCCUGAGGCAGGCUCGUUAUCGGCUGCGACAUGGAGCUGCCCUCUACGCCAGGAAGUUCCGGCUUUCCUGCUCGGAAAUGAAUGGCCGUUACUCCAGCAAUGAAUUCAUCGUGGAGGUCAAUGUCCUGCACAGCAUGAACCGGGUUGCCCACCCCAGCCACGUGCUCAGCUCCCAGCAGUUCCUGCACCGUGGUCACCAGCCCCCGCCUGAGAUGGCUGGACACAGCCUGGCCAGCUCCCACAGAAACUCCAUGAUACCCAGCGCCGCAACCCUCAUCAUUGUGGUGUGCGUGGGCUUCCUGGUGCUCAUGGUCGUCCUGGGCCUGGUGCGCAUCCAUUCCCUUCACCGCCGCGUCUCAGGGGCUGGCGGGCCUCCAGGGGCCUCCAGUGACCCCAAGGACCCGGACCUCUUCUGGGAUGACUCAGCUCUCACCAUCAUUGUGAACCCCAUGGAGUCCUACCAGAAUCGGCAGGCCUGUGUGGUGGGGGCUGCCGGGGGCCAGCAGGAGGAUGAGGACAGCAGUGACUCGGAGGUGGCCGACUCCCCCAGCAGCGACGAGAGACGCAUCAUCGAGACCCCCCCACACCGCUACUAAGGCCAACAACACCUCUCCCGACGCAGAGGGAGAAUUCUGCCCUGGUGAAACAGACACUCCAGACAUGGGAGAUGGACUUUCUGGGAGAACAGAGACCAAGAGGGAGAGAGGCUUCCGAACCAGGCCUCCUUUCAUCUCAAAACCCCAGCGGGCCCUCUGGAGUCUGCCCUGCCCCUCCCCCGGCCCCCCAUCCCUCGCCUCUGGGCUGUCAUGCUCCUGGUGUGCCCCUUGCACUGGGGCUGGCGGGGUUGGAAAGUGGGCUGGAUUUCAGCUGCCUUUCUACCCCCAAUGGCAGCUGCCCCCUUAGCACUCACUGUGUUGGGAAGAGGGUGACGAUUGCAAUGGCCGGGGCUGGGGCUGGGGCUGGUGGUGUGAUUGAAGGAAACCCUCUCCUCUCCCCUUCCCUUCUGUCUCCUGUCCAUGGGAAGCUUCUCUCCCUCUGCAGGGCUCCCUCAGCUGGGCCGUCAUCCCUGCUUCUCUUAUGAUCGCCCCACCUCGUUUUCAUUUCAGUCUGGGGACCCCGUUUCUCCCUCCUUUCCAACUUCCUUCCUUUCUUGUCCUGUUUCCCUUCCUGCCCUUGCAGUCCUGGGGUCCUGCAGUCCCGGCCCCUCCUCCGUGACCUGGUGUGGCCAGGUUGCGGGGACGGGAGGGGACGUGGGGGCCCCGGGUGUAUAUAUAUAAUGUAUAUUUUUUCAAUGUUGUCGUGAGUGCAGCCCCUGUGUUCCCGUGUGCAGCUCACGGCCUUGUGUGUGUGUGUGUGUGUGUGUGUGUGUGUGCGUGUGUGUGAGGCAUCGUCAUGUCCUGGGGCAGGGGCGGGGGAUGGGUGUGGUGAGGGAGGGGACAUAUCCGAGGGUUUUCAAAUAAAACAAUCAGAAAAAAAAAAA
Molecule: messenger RNA, 5070 nt
Organism: Symphalangus syndactylus (siamang)
Lineage: Eukaryota; Metazoa; Chordata; Mammalia; Primates; Hylobatidae
Gene: CLSTN3
Product: calsyntenin 3
Biological process (GO): positive regulation of synapse assembly; positive regulation of synaptic transmission; homophilic cell-cell adhesion
Cellular component (GO): postsynaptic membrane; cell surface
Molecular function (GO): calcium ion binding
Source: RefSeq, a predicted model, not a curated record